Molecule: messenger RNA, 909 nt
Organism: Lathyrus sativus (Indian pea)
Lineage: Eukaryota; Viridiplantae; Streptophyta; Magnoliopsida; Fabales; Fabaceae
Source: the annotation of a GenBank genome assembly
AUGAUCAUCUCUUGGAACAUUAGAGGGCUGAAUAAAGUGGGCAAAGUUAGGGAUAUCAGCUCUCGUCUCCAAAAACUAACCCCUGCAAUCUCUGUGUUAAUCGAGACAAGAGUAAAGGUGAAGAAUGCUAGUUGUAUUCGACAGAAACUGAGAUUAAAAGAUAACUAUUCAAACCAUGAAAAUGGAAGAAUAUGGAUCCAUUGGAUGACAACCAUUUAUGCACAAAACCAGCUGCAGCGCAGAAAGGAAUUGUGGCGCGACAUAGAAAAGAUAAAUGCACAGCAAAAUGGACCUUGGAUCCUAGUAGGUGACUAUAACAAUGUGAUGAAAACUGAAGACAAAAUUGGCGGUAAUGACGUUACAGAGCACGAAUACAUAGACUUGAUUGAGAUGAUGAGUAAAACAGGACUAUAUGAAAAAGAUAGUGGGGGAGACUACUUCACAUGGUCGAAUAAACAGGGAGAUAAUUCUAUUUACUCUAGAAUUGACCAUGUCCUGUGCAAUGUUGAGUGGCUGCAGCAAAAUGGAAAUACAAAAUUAAUGAAUAUGAACCCCAACAUAUCUGAUCAUGCCAUGCUUGUGUUACACGACAAUAUUGAAGUCCAGCAGCCUAGCAAAGGAUUUAGAUUCAUAAACUGCUGCGCAGACUUGGAUAAUUUCCAAGAAGUUAUCAAGAACAGUUGGGACAUUCUGUUAGAAGGAAGACCAAUGUUUGAUGUAUGGAAGAAAUUGCAAAGACUACAACCCCACAUCCGGAAAUUGAGCAAACCACUGGCUGAGAUUCACAGGGAAAUUGCACGAGCUCGUGAUGAUCUGCACAAGGCGCAGGAUAAUUUAAUGACAAAUAGAUUGAAUGGAGAAAAGAUUAAUAUGGUGAAAAGAUGUUCUGAAAAUCUUAUUACUUUGUAG